Messenger RNA from Syzygium oleosum, 147 nucleotides. RefSeq names its product small polypeptide DEVIL 4-like. Gene Ontology annotation, biological process: negative regulation of cell population proliferation. The record is from RefSeq and is a predicted model, not a curated record. NCBI's taxonomy places the organism in Eukaryota, Viridiplantae, Streptophyta, Magnoliopsida, Myrtales, Myrtaceae. Bases 1 to 147 code for a protein of 48 amino acids. The transcript has a single exon.
AUGGUGAUGAUCGGCAGCCCUUCUUGUGGAGGAGCUCCCAAGAGAAGAGCGUUGAGCAGAGGAGUGGGCGGUGCGAUCAGAGAGCAGAGAGCUAGGCUCUACAUCAUCCGGCGAUGCAUAGUCAUGCUCCUGUGCUGGCACGAUUGA